Messenger RNA from Xiphophorus couchianus (Monterrey platyfish), 2223 nucleotides. RefSeq lists its product as uncharacterized. The record is from RefSeq and is a predicted model, not a curated record. Gene Ontology annotation, biological process: negative regulation of T cell proliferation; T cell costimulation; cellular response to lipopolysaccharide. Gene Ontology annotation, cellular component: external side of plasma membrane. The transcript is spliced from 8 exons. Bases 87 to 1001 code for a protein of 304 amino acids. NCBI's taxonomy places the organism in Eukaryota, Metazoa, Chordata, Actinopteri, Cyprinodontiformes, Poeciliidae.
UAUGACUCCACCCUCAGCAUAAAACGGAGGGGAAGCGUUAGUCUUCGCAGACAGUACGCGCGCAGCGAACAAGACAAGACAGAAUCAUGGCAUCAAGGAUUUGGCAAACUCUUCUAGAACCAGGGCUGCUUCUUCUGCUUCAUCUAGCUGUAAAUAUAAUCGGACUCAGAUCAGCUGAUGUUGGACAUUCUCCUGCAAUUGUGUAUCAUGGGGUGGUUGGAGGAAAUGUCACCUUCUACUGUCCUGUAGCACAAAAAUCGCCACUGCAGUUUCUGUACUUCCAAAAAGUUGUUGCUGGAGACCCCAUUUUCUGUAAUGGAUAUCAUAGUUCAAAGCCUCUUCCAACACCACUUCCAAACACAGAAAUGGAUCAAAACUACACAAUGAUGCACAUCAGUGGACUAAACCUAUCUGACAGUGGGGACUACUAUUGUUAUUAUAUGCAUAAAGAUGCUGCAAGUGGAGAUCCCGUCAAGAUCCAUAUGUAUCUUAAUGUCACAGCUUUCUUCAGUAAGCCAGAAAUCACAGUCAAAUGUAAAGAAGAAAGUGGCAUCCCAUCCGAAUGUAAUGUGACAUGUCACUCACACAAUGGGUUACCAGGAAAACAGAUGAAGUGGAACGUUACUGGAAAUAUCAACAGGGAAAUGUUGAAGAUUCUCUCUAACGAUGAAAGUCCUCCCAGAGAAGAGUUGGUUAGCAUCUCCAGCACUGCAAAUUUCAACUGCUCUGUUGAUGAAGUGAAGGUAUCCUGCUCCGUGGACCGGUUCACCUCAGAGACCGUCUCAGUGUGUUCUUCUAAGGUCCCUCCCGACCCAUCUUACAAAUUCAGUUGUGCUGUGAUAGUUGCAACUGUUAUUUGUUCGCUUUUGGCGUUUGGCCUGUUUUUGUUUUGCUGGUUGAAGAACAGAACAACAGGUACUGACAAAGGGCCAGUAGAACAACACGUUGUAGAGGAGGUCAUAGUUCUAAAUAAUAUAAGAGAAGAGCCAAUGGGAUCAUGAAUAUCUACAAGAACAUUUGAACUGCAGCUCAAAUGUCCUGGAAUAUGGGACCUAAGCUAUUUAUCAGUCAAAUGCACAUGUGACUUAAAGACGGUGCAUGAAUGCCCACUGAGCCUUUCACUCACCAGGGAGUGACGGUAUGCUCUCAGAGCAGAAGGAAGUAUUUACAUUUAACUGGUGAAAUUGUGCGUCAUCAAACAAAAGUGGUUAACUUUCCAAAGAAAUGACAUUUCCGAUGGGGCGUGGUUCAUUGUGUUCUCAGCACACAGUGCAAAAGAUCGUCGAAUGGAAACCUCUACCAAAGACGAGAAGUAAAACUAAACCUCAUGAAGACUCUUUUGUUGCACUGAGUUUUGCUGGAAUGACUGCUCUACAUUCACAUUUGCAGAUCUGGUUUUGAAUGUACUGAUGUCUCAAGACUCUUAAGUGAGUCAUUUUGUACUAUUAUAAAUCAUUCUACAAAAAGAAAAAAAAAUGUUUUUAUUUAUAAAAAGGGUGUGCUUGUACCAGCAAAACUAGUAGCCUGGAGGAACUGUUCACGGCUUGAUGUCAGUAUUUUGUUUGCACAGUUAUGUGCACUGUGACGUUAUGGUGCCAGUUCCAGUAAAGUGCAAUAUUUAUAGAAUAAGAACUUUUUUCUUUUUAAAUAAACUUUAAGAUUUUCUUGGCUUCCCGUUUUCAUGUAAAAGAAAGUAACCAUAUAUGUUGGACUAUCAUGAGAUGUUUUAAGUUAUUGUGUCUCUCUUUUUUAUGAUAUACAAUAUAAUGUUUACUCUGUUUACACAGUUUAGGGAGAGGAGCUGUCUGGUUUCCCCCUGUGCUCUGAAUUACCAGACAGCUUCAAAAAGCUGCUUUCAUUUCCCUAAAAUGUGCAUCACAGUUCUCUUCAGGGACACUUCUGUUUUUUUGUUGUUUUUUUCUACGUGAUGAGAUUUUUUUAUAUUGACAUUGUAAGAAAACAAAUAAACUAUGUAUUUAAAUUUGAAUGAUGCUGGGGAAACAAAUGUACCUCGUCUGCAUAUGUCUGUAUUUAAAUCAUUUUGAAUUUUGAGAGAAAGGUUGUGCACACUGUUCUGACACUAAAGAGGUUACUGUGGUGCCACAAAAAAAAAAAAUUCAGUGAGAUUUUAUGUAACCAAAUUAGACACUUUAGUGCAUAACUGAAGCAUAAUGAACACAUUACAUCGUUAAAAAGCAAAUAAAAAUGUGCAGAGUGCAAGUA